Messenger RNA from Aspergillus brunneoviolaceus CBS 621.78, 818 nucleotides. RefSeq lists its product as uncharacterized. The record is from RefSeq and is a predicted model, not a curated record. Lineage: Eukaryota; Fungi; Ascomycota; Eurotiomycetes; Eurotiales; Aspergillaceae. The coding region runs from base 346 to 726 and encodes 126 amino acids. The transcript has a single exon.
GCUACUAGUAGAGGAGGCCAAGCACUUCCCAAACACCACGCACUUCACGAACAGCUGUGGUUAUCACCACAACUCCUAUACAAUAUGUUCCUUACCCAAACACCAAUAUUCUUUAUAAAGGUUACAUAACAUAAAGUAAGUAUAUGGCCUCCUCGACCACUAAACAAGGUUUCAGCAGAAAUCCAGCAACUUUCCCUUUCUGAUGCUCUAUCCAAGGUUAUACUCCACGGGGUCAGUCCCACUCCAUUUAUUCACUAAUGCACAAUUUCACACACACUUACGAGGCAUUCUUCCCUCUCCCCCUUGGUCUCCACCUCCCCAAUUGCAUCUGACCUGCCGCACACAAUGGAGUCCCUCCCACCAGAGUUGUUCGAUGCGAUUGCAACGUGCCUGGCAUACCUGGAUCUAUGUGCCCUGCGACUGACAUACAAGGCUCUAUAUCGCGCCACCUUGCCCGUCUUUGCCUGCCAAUAUUUCCAGCGCAUCCACAGUCUUGUCACGCCGGAGAGAAUGGCCCCCCAGGUUCACUUCUCCCGCCUGAUGAGGCUGCACCCGCACUGGGUCGAAGUCACCCUAUCCGACCUUGCGCUUUCUCUGCGCAGUGCCGCCCCAAGUCUGCGCGUGGUGACCCUGGUGGCACUCAAUCUCAAGGAGAAUCUCCCCGACAGCUCCGAACGCUUCAGGGCCCCUCACGGCCAUUUGGCGGAACUUCCGCAACAUUCUUGAAACUACCAUCCCCUCGAUCCACGUCUUCGCCAUGACGCGCAUUGCCUGCCGUCGCCACCAACUCUGCUUCACCAAGUCUUGCCGGAAGGGUC